Molecule: messenger RNA, 2085 nt
Organism: Cylindrotheca closterium
Lineage: Eukaryota; Bacillariophyta; Bacillariophyceae; Bacillariales; Bacillariaceae
Source: the annotation of a GenBank genome assembly
AUGGCGACGGCAGCUACGUUGAAGCCUUUGAACAACUCAGAUAUGAUUAGUGAAGCGAACACUGUGCAUGCCGUGAAUGACGGUUCACCUGAAGAAUCCAACCUAAAGUCUCAUCAGAAUGCCGAGAUUGCUUCAGAUUCUCAGCCUAAUGAAAAAUCAGCAAAUAUAGGAUUAUCAUCAGCAUCAUCUCCUUCCGCAGCAGUGUCUCCUAUUGAUUCAGAUGCUUCUAGUCCUUCUAGUCCUUCUAAUAGUAGUGCGAGGCCAUCGCAUACUGCUAAUGAAACUGAUGAUGCGGGAGGAGACGAGGAAGAGCUAGAGGGUCUCAAAGUCCCAUUCGCUCCUGGUGAUCAUAUCACUAGAUGGGAAAUGUUGCCAAUUGCCUGGCCCAUUCAAGUGCAUGGUAUUGUGCUGGAAGUCCAUGAUGACGCGGUAGUUUUGGUGGAUUUUGGUUUAGCAGCAGUGCCAAAGGGGAAGAAUAGCAAGAAGAACAAGAAAAAGGCUGCGGCCGAAGAGGAUACCGAAUCAAAUGUUGAAGAGAGUGAGAACUGUGAAGAAAGUGAAGCUAAGAAUGACAGCGGUCCCGAACCCAAGGCUGAGAAGAAGCAACAACAUCAACAUGUUAAGAACGCAAUCGAGAACUUUCACAAGGGCUUCAAGAAGGAACGCAACCGAUUAAAUGUUCAGACAUUGACAACUCAAAAAGAAAUAUCCAAGUGGUCCAAGGUCAAUUACGAUGGAGGCCUGUUUGGAUUUGGAACCAAGGAAAAUGGUGAAGAGGGCAAGGGAGAUACGAACGACGAGGAAGCCGAGGAAGGAAAGUUGUCGACUGACAACGAAUCUCCUCGAAAAGAAAGUAGGGACGGUUGGUGGCGAAAUUGGAAGAAAGCGCAGGAAAAGAAGAAAGCUGAAAGAGAAGAACUCAGGAAGCAAAAGACUGCGGAUGAUGCUGCCAAGUCGGCGAGUUCCAGCAACGAUACCAUUGCCUCGAGUACAUCAAGGAGUAACAGCAUAGUUGAAAUCGAGUCUGCAGAUUCUUCGAGUACACCAACAAAUGUAUCUGGUUGCGGGGGUAUGGAUGCAACACCAUGGUGGUGUCGCGUUUCUAUGCAACGGGGAAAACGACGACAGUCUACUGAUGGAAAAGUCACUAACGCUAUGAUGGAAGCUUCUAAGAAUGGCAACUUGGUACAAGCGUAUAAGAAUACGAAUGAAGACGAUGGCGAUUUUCUGCUGGAACUUGAGAAACGGCAAAUGCGAAGGAGUCUUCAAAAGGAGCACGACGACUACAUGGCGAAAGGUUUUGGUGCGGGUCCAGCUACUGAAAGCGGUUCGCCAGCAACAACAACCAAAGAAAACGUCACAGAUGCUGACAAUGCCAAAGGCGACACUUUUGAGGAAGAAAAGAAAGAUGACCAUGAAUUUGUGCAUGAAUCAUCAUCUGCCCCAAAAGGCAAGGAAUCUCAUCUUUCCGUCAUUACUGAUGAAGCUGAAGUCUCGCAAACAGAGGCCCCAAGCCCGAAGAGUUCCGAAGGUAGUCCAACAUCUGGGAGUCCUCAACUUAGUCCUUCUACCAACGCCGAAUCGGAAUUGGAAUCCAAUCCGGAUUUCGAAUUGUCGACGAAGUCCGAGUCCUGCACCUCUCCCAAGAAGGCCAAACAUGAAUCGAAAGCCGAUCCUCCAGUUGUGGUCUUGGCACGCACGCGAUGGCUACUCAAGCAUGGCGAAGGUAUCCUUCCUCCGUAUCAUGCAUUUUCUAGCAACUCGGAAUGCAUGGCUGUAUUCUGCAAAACUGGAUACUGGAGUACAUUGCAAGCGGAUAUCUUUUUGCAUUCGACUGCUAUUGGAAACGCCAAGUCUACCGUCGUGAUGACUUUGGGAAUGGCUGCUUCAGUUCCCAUGUUGGCCCCAGUUGUCGGAGCAGUAGGAUUGGGUGCAGUUGUGGCGCCAUGGUUCUAUUUGGACAAGCAUAAGAAGGCCUCAAAAGAAAUUGGACAAAGAUUGGGGGAUCAGUUUUGGGCCCAAGCGGAACCCGAAGUAAUUGUGGCCUGCGUUCAAGAAUGGUCCAAUCUGGAAUCAUCCGCAUGA